GCCGGCCCGGGAGCCGCAGAGGCGCUGCCGGCGCCCGCUCGCUGUGCCCGCGCGUCGCUGCGGCCCCGCGCAGGACCGGCCGAAGUUCGACCCCCAGAAGCUGUCAUUCUACCGUAAAGGUCUCGUGUACGGGGGUCCCGUGGGUUCCCCCCUGCCCGCGGGGUUGGUGUGGUUGAAUGCGCCGAUGGAAGUUACUUGAGCCUGAAAUGAUUGAUUAUACUAAUGGUCACUGCAUAACUCUGAAGGGUGACAAAUGCUACUUGGAAUCUUCUCCCAGUGCCUGGAGGCAAAAGCAGAAACCAACCUCUGUCAAUAUCAAAUCACAGAAUCAGAAUUAGUACGGUUGGAAGGAACCACAGUUGGUCGUUUGGUCCAACCUCCCUUCUCAAGCAGGGUCAUCCUAGAGCACACUGCACAGGAUUGCAUCCAGGUGGUUCUUGAAUAUCUCCAGUUGAGGGAGACUCCACAACCUCUCUAGGGCAAGGCUAGGAUUCCCAACCAGCCUGAUCCCACCAGGAUUUACAAAAGCAUCACCAUUCAAAUGGAGCUGGGUUACAGUGCCUGUGCCUGCCCAGGUGCUGGUGUGAUACCCUCGGCCUGCCGGUGGAAGAUGGAAGCUGGAGGAAUGUAUCAUCAGGAUUUUAUGUUCCAGCAGACAAUGUUAAGAGUAAAAGAUCCUAAGAAGUCAUUGGAUUUUUAUACAAGGGUUCUUGGAAUGACACUGCUUCAAAAAUUUGACUUUCCUACUAUGAAGUUCUCACUGUAUUUCCUGGGCUAUGAAGAUAAAAACGAUAUCCCAAAAGAUAAAACGGAGAGAACACCUUGGACCUUUUCUAGAAAAGCUACACUCGAACUGACACACAACUGGGGCACUGAAAGUGAUGAAAAGCAGUCUUAUCACAAUGGCAAUUCAGAUCCCCGAGGAUUUGGACACAUUGGAAUUGCUGUUCCUGAUGUCUAUAAAGCUUGUAAGAGGUUCGAAGAACUAGGAGUGAAAUUUGUGAAGAAACCAGAUGAUGGUAAAAUGAAAGGACUUGCAUUUGUUCAGGAUCCUGAUGGCUAUUGGAUUGAAAUUUUGAAUCCUAACCACAUGGUGACUCUCACUUAAUUCUAAUGAAGUAUAGUAUAUAAGAGAUGCCCACUUGCAGUCCCCUGGCGAAAAUCUGUAACAGUGUUGGCGAAAUUCUUGUUUAAUAGGAUUCAGUCAUGUUCAGAGUCUCCUCUAAAACUAUCCCCUGGGACUUGACUGUACUUGGAUUCCUUUUUUUUCUUGUCCUGUGAUGCCACCACAAUUUGUUUCCAUGUAGGAAUACUGAACCAUUUUCUGGAAGAGCACUUACACAGAUUCUCCUCUUGAACAUUGAUUAUGUUAAUAUUUCACUAAACACUGUCAAAAGAUAUGUUGACUGGAAACUCACUGCAUCCCACACUGCUUAGAUUUAAACUAACAACAAAAAGUCCUCUGUUACUACUGAUGAGCUUCAACAAGGAAGAAAAAAAGAAUAUUUUUGAAGUAAAAAGAUCCUGAAGACUUCAUGCCCUAUCAUGUAUACUAGAAUGUAUAAAUAAUAAAAUGUCAGGUGAACUUUGACUUAAGUAGUAGCAUGUUUAUCGAAGUUCUAAUCUUAUAUUAUAUUAGGCAAACCUCUUUAAGGAGCAGCCUUAAACAGUCUUGAAACAAGAAACUGUGGAGGCAAUCAGUCCAGCAGAAAGAAUUCAGUCUUGCAGCUCCUGACUGCUGAUUUACAGCCAAGAUAAGAGGUCUCAUAGCUGCUAACUCACAGUGACCCUUCUUGUCUCUUUCAACACUAUGAAGAACUUGCUCAUAAUUUUUGUUUCAAUGCAAGGCUGGGGCUGUAUUUAACUUCAAUGCUCUGUACAUUCUGCAUUGGGAAAUUAAUAAAAAUAGUAUCUGAAACAACA
Messenger RNA from Pipra filicauda (Wire-tailed manakin), 1923 nucleotides. RefSeq names its product glyoxalase I (gene GLO1). Gene Ontology annotation, molecular function: metal ion binding; lactoylglutathione lyase activity. Lineage: Eukaryota; Metazoa; Chordata; Aves; Passeriformes; Pipridae. The coding region runs from base 542 to 1108 and encodes 188 amino acids. The transcript is spliced from 8 exons. The record is from RefSeq and is a predicted model, not a curated record.